AUAUUUGCAAAAGAGAGCCCAAACAAUCAUAGACCUGAUAAAGAUGAUGUCAUUGUCUUAAUCACAGACGGCAUCCCAACGCGCAGUGGUGAAUCAAGGAAAUAUCCCCCAAGAUCAUCGGCACGCAAGUUGAGACAAAAAGGCGUAAGGAUUGUCGGGAUUAGUUAUUCUGACGUAUAUCAAAAUGUCAGGGAUUUUAUAAAAAAUAUAUCAACACCAGGUGAAGCACUUGAAACAUCGUUGGAGGAUAUUAAGAUGAUAGUGGACAGAAUUGUCGAUGGAUUUUGUCCACAACCUGCCACAGGUAAUAUUGUAAUCUAUCAAAAUCACCCAUUUGCAUUGAUUUGGCGCUACGCUACGCAAGAAAAGGGUAAUCCGACUCUUGCAACAAUAGAGGGUUGUGCUUUUUGAUACUAAUACUGAUCAGGCUUUAAUAACUUGGAAAAUCACACUUUUUUGUGCCAUUGUAAACAUAAGCGGUCAAGGACGAUUUGAAAUUGCUGGUGUAAAUCAGAAAUAAACUCUAAGAAUGGAUCACUACAGCUGAGCCUAAAAUUUUAUUAUAAAAUCAAAUUGUUCGAGUAGAUCCAAUACUGCAUUGGUGAAAAUGUGAUCCUGAUUGUUUUCGUAUUUUUUCAGUUCCAGGUAAGCCACAAAACGUAACAAUUGCUCUCAUUGGAAAUUCAAUAAAAGUAUCAUGGCUACCGCCAAAUGUUCCCAAUGAAGACAUCGACUAUUACAUAAUAUCGUGGAGAAAUGGAAAUGGCACUUUCGGUAAAAAGAACAUCACUUCGAGUCCUUUUAUUGUCCCAAAUCUAGGUAAAUAUGACAGGAAUAGUUAUUUAGAUAAAGCUAAAUGCACACUAAAAUUACAGAGAUUGAUUAUUUCUUUGCCGUAUUUUAAUCCCCGUGAAUCCAGACAUCUAGUGCAAUUAGUAUAGGACCUGUAUAGGAGUUUGUCUGCGUUUCAUUUACCACAGGUAAUCUCAACUGGUAAAGUGAUCAUGGCGGUCAGCAUAGCAUAUGUGCCAAAACCUGAAUCCGGGACGAAAGUCCCGAAAAUGACCCCACCCUGGAACGGCGCUGCCACAUACCUCUAACUUCGGAAAAGCAAAAGCGACAGCCUUUCUGAAGUGCUUAUAGUGUUUAGAAGGGUUGCUUUUAGGGGUGUUUAUUGGAAGGAAAAAUUUGUGUAAGUAUAAUAUUUUACAAGAAAAUGACCAUGCAUCACCCCAGGUAAAUUGCUAAUUAUGCAUAAAAUAACUAAUAUACAUGGCCGAGAAGUUAAAUGUCCUUAUUUCCUAAAAAAUUAUCAUGGGAUGAAAAACUAUGCUUAAUUUAAUAUAAUUUUUGUAGUUUUCAUAAGGAUAGUCAUAUUUUUCUAUAAAUAUGACAUAUUUUAUUUCACUUGCCCCCCACGAAAACACGAUUUCAGCCAUAUUUGCCAUCUUGUUUGCUUUAUAUCGCCGUGUCUCGCAAAUAACAUCCAGUUGUUGUACUUUUAGAUAAUGGUAAAUGGUUAAAGAAGAUUUCAACCAAGUUUCGGCAAUUUUUGAAGCAGUGCAGUGUAUUUUCUCUUCGAUAUUGUGUCUUUCGAUAUUUCGUCUAAUAUGCCGCCAUUUUAAUGGCUCGCCGAUUCUCUGUCCGAUAAAAGCCACUUCUUCGUCUCCAUAUGUAUUUAGAUUACAGUAUCCAAGAGUACUUCAUUGUAGAAUGUGUAAAAGUACAACAACUGGAUGUUAUUGCGAGACAUGGCGAUAUAAAGCAAACAAGAUGGCAAAAUAUGGCGGAAAUCGUGUUUUCGUUGGGGGGGGGGGGAGUGAAAUAAAAUAUGUUAUAUUUAUAGAAAACAAUAACUAUCCUUAUGAAAACUACAAUAAUCCCAUGAUAAUUUUUUUUAAGAAAUAAGGAUAUUUAAUUUCUGCCAUGUCUAUUAGUUAUUUUAUGCAUAAUUAGCAAUUUACCUGGGGUGAUGUAUAGUCAUUUUCUUGUAAAGUAUUAUACUUACUCAAAUUUUUCCUUCCAAUAACCACCCCUAAAAGCAACCGUUCUAAGCACUAUAAGCACUUCAGAAAGGCUGUCGAUUUUGCUUUUCGGAAGUUAGAGCUAUGUGGGCACUGGCGUUUCAGGGUGGGGUCAUUUUCAGGACUUUCGUCCCGGAUUCAGGUUUUGGCACAUAUGCCAUGUUGACCGCCAUGGUAAUUUUAUCCCAAAACAGUUGAGAUUACCUGUGGUGAAUGAAACGCAAACAAACCUAUACAGGUCCUAGACUAAAUACAAGUUUUUUUAAAAAAUGGAAAAUUCACGAUUUAGAUGUGUAUUUUUGCACAACUUUCCAGAAAACAACACACCUUUAACUGUGUCAUGUGCGUUACGCUAACCCAGAAAAGGUGUGUUUUAUACUUGUUCAGCAAACAACAUGCCUUAAAUCGCGUUAGUCCAAAAGCUUCAUUAGGAAACAUCCUUAGGUGUUGUAUUAGUAUUUCCAUGUGUUAAGAAAGCACAGCUUAAAUGUGGGUUGCUUUAGCACGUUCUCAGACGUGUUAUACAUCUGCUGAAACAGCACACAUUAGGUUAUGCUAAAACAACACGCCUUCUUAAGUAUUGAAAUUACACGAAUACACAUUUGAUAUUAUGUUUAAAAAAUACUUUAAUUCCAAUGUAUAUAAUAUCAGGUCUUGUAAGGUCUGCUGUAUAAUUUUAUUUGGCGGCUGCGAGGUCCGUACUGAAAAAAUAUUUUCCCGAAGUGUACGCGGUGGAGAUUGUAACAGGACUGUGGGAAGUUCGUUCUUGUCGACUAGGCUUUCGAUCUCGUCCAAACUUUCAAGAGGUGUGUCAGGUAGAAUGUACUUCUUGACAUGGCUUGUGUUCCUGGAACAUUGAUUUCCCGAUGCUCCUUCGACCACUACGUUAUUUCAACUCUUGCUAAAAAUCAUUAAGGGAUUUGGACUGAAGGUUGUACUGCGCUUGUUCUUCUUGUCUUGUUCUGUAGUACUUGGUCUCCCACUUUGAAAUGCGAAUAGGUGGCCACACUUCUUGUAUCCACGUAAACUUUCGCUGCUGCCUUUUUCUCUGCAUUCCAAUCUCGUACUUCCUGAUCGUGGAUAUUUUGCAUGUUUAGGUCCGGAAUCUUGCCUUUAAUAUUUCGAUUGAACGACUAUUUACCAGGUUUCUUUCUGGUUAUGUUAUGGGGUAGACUCCUGUAGGCCAUCAAAUAUUUUCUCAGUUCUGCUCUCCAAGGUUUUCCUUCUACUUGCGCUAUCUUCACACGCUUCACUAAUGACGCAAUUUGGCGUUCGACUUCUCCAUUAGCUUGCGUCCAUUACGGCGUUACUUUCUGGUGAUGUAUUCCGCUGUGUUCACAAUAUUCUUUAAACUUCUCAGACUGGAACUGCGGUCCAUUUCCCGACAUGAUUGUCAGUGGAACACCGUACUAUUGA
Molecule: messenger RNA, 3440 nt
Organism: Paramuricea clavata
Lineage: Eukaryota; Metazoa; Cnidaria; Anthozoa; Malacalcyonacea; Plexauridae
Source: the annotation of a GenBank genome assembly